Lathyrus oleraceus (garden pea) is the source of this 621-nucleotide messenger RNA. Its product is annotated as protein ELF4-LIKE 4. The transcript has 2 exons. The coding region runs from base 181 to 525 and encodes 114 amino acids. Gene Ontology annotation, biological process: positive regulation of circadian rhythm; entrainment of circadian clock. The record is from RefSeq and is a predicted model, not a curated record. Lineage: Eukaryota; Viridiplantae; Streptophyta; Magnoliopsida; Fabales; Fabaceae.
CUUAGGGGGACUGUCAAAUCUACAUAUUCUCUCUCUCUGAAUUCACAGGACAGAUCUUUUUCUCAAACAGAUUCGAUUAAAUCGCCCAUCUUUAUUUCUCACAAAUCCCUCUCGCUCUUCCUCUUCAACCUCUCUCUCCUCUCAUAUAAAUGUUUCAGAUUUUCAAGGACUGAAAAAAAAAUGGAGGGUGAUACAUACUCAAGCCAUGUCAAUGGCACCCAAUCUGAUGGCAAGAUCUUACAAACAUUUCAAAAAAGCUUUGUUCAAGUUCAGAACAUUCUGGAUCAGAAUCGAGUACUCAUCAACGAGAUAAACCAGAAUCAUGAGUCUAGGGUACCAGACAACCUCAGCAGGAAUGUUGGUCUUAUUAAGGAACUCAACAACAACAUUAGAAGAGUUGUUGAUCUUUAUGCUGACCUUUCAUCUUCCUUCACCAAAUCCAUUGAUGUUUCUUCAGAAGGAGAUUCAAGUGGUGCUGCAAAAUCAGAAGGGAACCUAAGUCACAAAAGACACAGACCUCUUUAGAGAUUUGAUUUUAUUUUUCAUUUUUAUUUUGGUUAUGUUUGUAUUACUGGUUAUAUUUAAAAUAAAUAAAUAAAUAAAUAUAUGAUUUUUCAAUAA